Lactuca virosa is the source of this 969-nucleotide messenger RNA. Lineage: Eukaryota; Viridiplantae; Streptophyta; Magnoliopsida; Asterales; Asteraceae. The record is from the annotation of a GenBank genome assembly.
CCCUGAUUAAAUAUAACUAUAGAUACAGAAUGUGUAUGUAGAACAAGAGAGCACCCGGAGACAGAGAAAGAAAGAGCGGAAGAAGAGGAGAGAGAUGGGGGAGAUAAUUACAUGGCUACUGUUCUUCUUCAUCCACAUAGCUCUCCUUGUUGUAGUUGUUUAUCAGCUUAUGUGCUUAGCGGAUUUAGAGUUUGAUUACAUUAAUCCUUAUGAUUCUGCAUCUCGCAUAAACUUUGUGAUAUUACCAGAAUUUAUUACACAUGGAGUUUUAUGCUUAAUAUAUCUUUUCACUGGGCAUUGGGUGAUGGUCUUACUUGGUUUGCCAUAUCUUUACUACAAUGUUCGAUUGUACACUCGGAAGCAACAUCUUGUGGAUGUCACAGAGAUCUUUAACCACCUAAGCUGGGAAAAAAAGCAACGGCUUUUCAAACUUGGAUACCUUAUAUUUCUCCUCUUCAUCACCUUAUUUUGGAUGAUCUAUAAUGCAUUGGAAGAUGAUGAAAUUCUCUCUCUCGUUCUUCGCCAACGUCACCACAGCUGCAAAGGCUUCUCCGAUCUUCCACGCCGGCGACCCUCCUCCGAUCUCCGCUCCAGAACACCGCUGCCGGCACCGGCCACUGCUACGUCUCCUGAAAUCAUGGUACAUGCAGCCAAAGGAGUAUUUAUCUCAUGUGACAUACCAAUGGCUCAAUUCAUAAUAAAUUACAACGCUUCAUUGCCACAAUCACAAAAGUUCAUUAUACACAUUUUGGAUGGAACUCAUCUGUUUGUAAGCAGUGGUAUGGAAGGCAUGAUAAGAAGUGCCAUACAAGAGUUCAGAGAGAAGAACACAUAUGAGAAACCUGCUUGAUUCUUCAUUCAUUAUAAUACACAAUUUUGGAUUUGGAUAGAACUCUUCCUUCUCAGUUUCCAACAUGUAAACGCCUUUUUAUAUAUAACAAAUUAGCAAUCACAAAAUUUCAAAAAUGG